GUGACGAGAUUUCCGGUAAAAGUGAGCGGGGCCCUAACAACCGGAGCAGGAGGAGGCGGGAGUGUGGAGAAGGGUGGAGGUGAUCAGACCCGGGGUCUUGAAGAGAUGUCUGUACUUAACGGAGAUGCAGAUGGACCAACUGCAGCAGCAAUAGUGACUGAAGUGAAGGAAGGUUGUCUUGAAAAUGGAGAUGUGGGAACUAAGCAGCGUGACUGCCCACAGGAGGGUUGGGUCACCAUUGGAGCAACCGUUCCGACUGGCUUUGAGAACACUGCUGCUGACGAAGUCCUGGAAAAAAUUGGAUCUGAAUCCAGGAUCAGCAAGGAUCGAGGAAAGAUCUAUUUUGAGGUUGCGACAGAUAAUCUUUUUCAGAUUCAUCUUUUGAGAUCUGUUGAUAAUUUAUUUGUCGUUAUCCAGGAGUUUCCUCAUUACCACUUUGGUGAAACCAAGGAAAGUGUACUGGAGGACCUCAGACAGUUGGCUGGCCAACUGCUAUGGACUUGUCCCCUUAAAGUAUGGGAAUCGAACAACAGUCUGAAGAAGAGGAAGGGCCAACGCAGGAAAGGCAGCCGAGGAGGAAACCCAAGUCUAGAAGCGUCACAAGAGACUGACAAAAAUAAAGAUAGCCAAUUGGCCCCUGUUCCCUCUGGCCAAACAGCUACCAGAGAUCAGCUGCCUGUCAUGAUGGGAUUGGCCCCUUCCAAUUCUGAGGCAAGUGGCGAUCAGCCCUGUGAAAUUGAGGAGGUCACCUUGCUCUCCAGCAGUGCAGUCACUGAUCAGAUGGAGCUAAACGAUCGAGCAAAGGUUUCACCUGAGGGGCUUCUGUCCAACAGAGACAAAGACACAUCUGUAGGUGAGGACGAAGGGAAGGCCUGUGGACUACUUCGGUUUCGGGUCACCUGUAACAGAAGUGGGGAAAAGCACAGCUUCACCUCAAUGGAGGCAGCCAGAGAAUUUGGUGGAGCAGUGCAGGAUCUGUUCAAGUGGAAGGCUGAUAUGACCAAAUUCGAUGUGGAGAUCCUCCUGAACAUUCAUGAUAAUGAAGUAGUAGUUGGUAUAGCCCUUACAGAGGAAAGUCUACACAAGCGUAACAUAACACACUUUGGGCCUACAACUCUUCGAUCCACUUUAGCCUAUGGGAUGUUAAGGCUUUGUAAUCCUCAGUCAACUGACAUCAUUGUCGACCCAAUGUGUGGAACCGGAGCUAUACCGAUCGAGGGAGCUUUAGAAUUUUCACAGUGUUACUUCCUUGGUGGAGACAACAAUUUACUUGCUGUGAACAGAUCCGUAAAUAACAUCAACUCUCUACAGAAGAAGAGACUGGAGAAGGGAAGGAUUACCUGGGGCUUGCCAUUAGAUGUUGCCCAGUGGGACAUUUGUAACCUUCCCCUGAAGACCAGUUCUGUAGAUGUGGUUAUAUCAGAUAUGCCUUUUGGAAAGAGAAUAGGCUCGAGGAGGAAAAACUGGGACCUGUAUCCAGCCUGUCUGAAGGAAAUGGGGCGCAUUUGCAGACCAGAGACUGGCAGAGCAGCCCUCCUAACGCAGGACAAGAAAUGCUUUAUAAAGGCCAUGUCAAGAAUGGGCCACCUCUGGAAGAAGUCUCAUACUGUCUGGGUGAAUGUCGGUGGGCUGCACGCUGCUGUAUACCUGUUGAAACGCACUGGUUUUUCUUUUGACAAGUUAUUUAAGACACCCCAAGAAUCUGCUCAUAAUGAGGAGAUACCCUGUAAAACAGGAGCAGAAGAAUAGAAGGAGCUGGGAGUGUACGCUUGCAAUGGAAAACAUUCUGUUUGGGAUAAAUAUGAGCCUUAUUGGAAAAGAGGAGAAGGACAAACUUUUGCUGUACAUCCAGUAGAACAUAGUGGGGAGGAAAUUUGUGUGCUGUCUUGCCAGUUGAUGAUGGAUGCCAUUUUCAGACUUCUUGAGCCUCACCUUCUUGGCUGAAGGACAUAUGGUGAUGGUGUACAGCAUUACAAGGGCAAACACUUCCAAGAAUUCAGAGGAGAAAGAGAGAGAUCAGUUUGAAGAAAUUUGCCAGGACAGUAACACUGGAAAUGACCAUUUACCUCUAGGAAACAAGUGAGAAUGUCCCCAUCUUCAGUUAUGCCCAUGUCUAUUGCCAUGGGCAAUAGACCCAGCGCUGGACUUUGACCAACGUUUCUCAAGUUGGUUGUUAAUAUUGGUAAGAUGUACAGGACCAAGAAAAAAUGGGAUGCAAACAAUGGGCAAAAUCUUUCCUUCAAAUGAGCCAGAGGCAACAGUCCAGAAACAUUGAAUGCACUUCAGUUUCAGAAUUUCCUGUUCUGCCAUUGUUUAAAACUAUAUGGAAAUCUUGUUAAAAGUUAACAGCCAGUGGCAAACAUUUAAUUUUUUGGGGUUGUCAUAUUAUAAUAGAGGCUGGAAGGUAAAUGUUUAAUUUCCUCCUUUCCGAAAUGUUUAAUCUUCCCCUCUGCCAAAUGGUAAUUCUCCCCCUCUGACACUGUUGAAUUUUUCAUCAGGAUUUAUUUUCCCUCAUCCCACCACUGUCAUAGCUCUUUUUAAAGUCUUAGGCUCCAAUACCUCGGUUUAUGACUAUUUUGUCCUGUACGGUAAUGGUACAUACGAACCAGAAAUGUUCCCGGUUCAGUGCCUGGACGGUGUUCCUACAGUUCCCCUCAUCACGCUGAAACAGAGUCAGGAUUUCCACUCCUCAUCAGAGCAAGUGUGGGAAUGUUGGCUGAUAUUUCCCCAUGGUUGAAUAUUUGCUGCUUAAGUUCAUAGGGGAAGAAUGGCACUAGAAGCUGCUAGCUGUCUGAGCUACAUUUGACUCCUGCUCCAUCAUCAAAACCCUAGUAUUGAGAGAAACUCUGACAGUAGUCCUUGGUGCUGCAUUCAUAUUCAUGCAUUUAUCUGGUGCCUUAUCACGUCAAAACAAAAGCAGAAUCUGAGUGCUUCACACAAUGAAUCACUGAAGGGACUGCUGAUGUAGCCAUGAGACAUUCCCUGCAGCCUGCUGUGUAAUAUGAAGCAGGACUGGUGGGCAUUAUGUGCAAGAUGCUUUGUCUUCAGUUCGAAAAUUAAAGACUACUUACAGGCUGACCUAAUUGUCCCUCUCACACCUACAACAGGGCUAAAAUAUAUAAUAGAAAUACCAAGGGCUGACAGAAUCUGUAGAGAGAAAAACUGUUAAGAUUUCAGGUCAAAACUUCUCAGCUCAUGUUUCUCUUUCUACAGAUGUUACCUGACCUGAAGAUUUCCAACAUUUUGCUUUUAUAAACUGGUGACAUUAAACUGAAAAUUUGCCCACUGCUUUGAUGUACUGAGAGGCGUUGGUGAGAGUGCAUCUGAACUCAUAUAUAUGAAUAUGUUGUGUCUUAUUUGAAAAUUAUUUAAAUUUUACAAUAAAGGUUUGGAUUCGA
Messenger RNA from Carcharodon carcharias (great white shark), 3398 nucleotides. RefSeq names its product THUMP domain containing 3 (gene thumpd3). Gene Ontology annotation, biological process: tRNA methylation. The transcript has 10 exons. Gene Ontology annotation, molecular function: RNA binding; tRNA (guanine) methyltransferase activity. The coding region runs from base 106 to 1749 and encodes 547 amino acids. The record is from RefSeq and is a predicted model, not a curated record. Lineage: Eukaryota; Metazoa; Chordata; Chondrichthyes; Lamniformes; Lamnidae.